AUUGUCACGUGCGUUAGCCUACUUAUAUAAAUACAUACGCGCGACGUGAGCGAUUAAAUUGAUGCCGUAUAUCGUCUGAGACGUUCGCAUAUUAUAUACCUAAGAUAUUCCUAAAAAAUUUAUAACAUUUGUAGUUUAAUAAUUUGCGCGUAUUUGUGAGUGUAAACACAAGAUGAACAUUACAUUAAACUUACUCGCUAAAAUUGAUUAUUUUCGAAAACAUGUUGGAAGACUUUGGUAUUUGGUUAGUCCAAAGGAGACGACUUUCGAGUUUCUACAUGAAGUGCCGGACUAUCAACAACAGAUAUGGAUACCGUUUUUUCUGCUACUGAUUCUGGAACAACUAAUAUUAAGAAAAAAAUUUCGUUUAAAUGAUCAAGUGACAUCGUUAUCUCAUUGGAUGCUCUACGAAACUAUCCGAAUAUUUUCUCGCGGUGCCGAAUAUUAUUUAUACAUUGUUAUUUAUGAGAGGUUUGGCAGAGAAUAUACUUUACCCUGGAAUUCGCUAUGCACAUGGUAUAUUACCUUCAUUGCCGUAGACUUUUGUUACUAUUGGGCUCAUCGCAGUAAUCAUGAAAUUCACUUUUUGUGGGCCCACCAUCAAGUGCAUCACAGCAGUGAGGAGUUUAAUCUCGCGGUUGGUUUACGACAAUCCGUUCUGCAACAUUGGUGCAACUUCGUAAUUUAUUUACCGCUUGCCUUUUUUAUACCUCCAUCACAUUUUAUUGUGCAUAAUCAACUCAAUUUGAUAUAUCAAUUGUGGAUACAUACAACAGUUAUUGGUGAUCUCGGACCAUUCGAGUUAAUUUUUAAUACGCCUAAGCAUCAUCGUGUUCACCAUGGCUGUAAUCUUUAUUGUUUGGAUAAGAAUUAUGGUGGUGUACUUAUAAUAUGGGAUCGAUUAUUUGGUACAUUUCAAGAAGAAGAACGAAAUGAAGAGAUAAUUUAUGGAUUAGUAGUUAAUGUUGAAUCAUUUAAUGCAUUUUAUUUGCAGAUAUUUUACUUGAAAGAUUUAAUUAAGAAAAGUAUAAGUAUGAAUACAUGGGCUGAUAAGUUUGCUGCUUUUUGGAAAGGUCCUAGCUGGUUUCUAGGUGGACCACGUUUAGGUUUAGAUGAAUUCAAAAUAAAGGUGAAGCCUAGAGCUGUAUACGAUCCUUACAUAUCAAAAAUACAAAAAAUAUAUAUUAGUGUGCAGUUCCUGAUGGUUUUUCUCAAUCAUUAUAAAUUAUCACAAUAUUGUGAGAAUUUAGAUGAUCCUUGGGUAAGAAUUGCAGUAGCAAACAACUUAAUUGCCCUCAUCAGCAUUGGCUUGUUAUUUGAUAAGUGUACGUUUAAAUAUUCGAGCGCUAUUGAAAUCGUGCGCUGUGUUCUUUAUGUGUACUUCGUGCGUUUGUACAACGCUAACUUAAUUGAUUAUUUCAUAUAUUAUGCACAUGUGUUUCAAUUGGGUUUUUCUUGGAUAUCUUUUUUUUAAUAUAAAAUUUAUGCACGCACACAUAUAUUGCAUGCACCUAUUUCUUCACUCGCAGGCAUUAUCAAAAUUAAAUCUUAAGGAAAAGGGUUGAAAGAAAAAUUACUUACGAUUACAAUUUUAUAUACAAAAUAAGGUGGAUAUGCCGAUGGAGGGAGCCCACCCCGAUAAUCUUGACCUUGACAUAUAUUAUCAUAGUCAUGAGUGAUCUCCAACAGAUUUUAGCCGUCGUUCGUUAUUCGUUAAAACAUUA
Messenger RNA from Trachymyrmex cornetzi, 1724 nucleotides. Its product is annotated as alkylglycerol monooxygenase. Lineage: Eukaryota; Metazoa; Arthropoda; Insecta; Hymenoptera; Formicidae. Gene Ontology annotation, cellular component: endoplasmic reticulum. The coding region runs from base 173 to 1474 and encodes 433 amino acids. Gene Ontology annotation, molecular function: glyceryl-ether monooxygenase activity; iron ion binding. The record is from RefSeq and is a predicted model, not a curated record. Gene Ontology annotation, biological process: lipid biosynthetic process. The transcript is spliced from 9 exons.